GAGGACCAGAUUGAAACAGAGGUGUUUAGCGUGCUCCGAUGGGGUACAAGGCAUGCUACACGGCACAGGCACACAGUGGGAGCACUACAAAAAGCCUGGCGAACUCUGCGGAAGCUUUUUAUAGACAUAUGGAGCAGCAAUAAAGCCAAAUGGUAAUCAAAUCUGGAUCGAAGCCACAAAAGCCAAGAGGUGCUACUGAAGGAAAGAUACUGAAAUUCUGCUUGAUUUCAGUGAUGGGUGAGCUGAACUGGAUGUCCUGAACUCUCCUUCUCUGAGUGAUGGUUUUUCUUAGGAACACUGGAGCACGCAGGAGUGCUGUCAUUUUCUUCCAGCUCUCUCUAGGAUUGCCAAUGUGAUUUUCUUUUACUAUUCUCAGCCCAGUUUUUGGAUAUAUAUUUUCUUCAUAGCAAAUACUGAUUGCACUUGCAUUGAUAAAGGUGGCUCUUCAAUGAAAAAUACACUUUAUGGUAUAAGAUUUUGAAUAAAUGCAGGGAUUUGUGGAGAAUCUUUGAAAAGAUGAACUGAUAUCCCACGUAAGGCAAUAGAUUGAUGUCUCGGUAUGACUGGAAAAUCAAGAAACUCUCAAAAUAUAAGCUCAAAGGGAAGUUUUACUUAUUUUAUUUUUUUGGUCUGCUUUAAAGACAAAGGUUCUUUCAUGUUGUCAAUGUUUCAUGUUGUUCAUGUUGUUCUUUUUUGUUGUGAAAAUUUAACUAGUUGAUUUCAUUUUAAUGUCCCACCAAAAAGAUUCAAAGCAUUACUGAGAACAGUUUGUUGGACUACAGCUGCAGAAAGUUUUCUAUUUUGUUGAUGCCUUCUUUUUUGAAAAUUUUCCCUUUGAAUUUUGAGAUACUAGAUGUUCUUGGACUAUAUCCAAGGUUUUUGAACCUGUGAUGUCAAAGCAUAGGAGUUUCAUACCUCAGAAGUUCCACAAACAACUGUUUAAGAUGUUUGGACCUGGGAAUAGUUCUCUCGUUCAUAUAGGACCAAACAUCACUGUGGGGAUCUUCAGACAUGAAGCCCAGAGUCCGAUCCCCUCGUCCCAGCUGCCGCUGCUGCUGUCAUCCCCCUUUGAAGGAUGUUUCACGGCGCACUGCUAGGACCCCUUGACUUGAGCCAGAGCCCUGACCGGAGAGCAGAGAUCCGCAGGCACAUUAAGAUGGUCAUGGAACAGCUGGAAGAAGUUCUCACCGAGCUCAAGGACGUGGCGAAAGAACUCCGGGAGGUUGUGGCUCAGAUUGACAAAUUAACAUCAGAUAUUGACCUUGACCUAGAAGAUGAGGAUCAUGGGAAAUCACUAGGCGACCUCUUCCAUACCGAGACGUUAUCCGACAAACAUGACCUCAGCCACUUACAACACAAUCCUCUGCUAGACACGGCCCGGAACCCAACCACAGCUAAGAAUCGAGAAUUAGACCUCUACGGACGAAGCUGUGGAGACCUACCUGCCCUGAAUGGACCAUUAAAGGCUCCAAACAGUCCAAAAACCUCCUGGGUCUUCGGAUCUGGGGGAAGGAUCCACUACUACGAUAAGACGUUGUACCAUGCAUUAUGCUGUGAUGAUGAUUAUGAUGAAGAUAGAGGUGGUUUGAGAUCAUCAAGGCUUUCGUCCACUGAUUCUGUGUUUUCAUCUUCACCUACACGUUUUCUGACGCCAAGAUCCACCCGUAAGACUUAUUCUAGCCCGGAAUCAAAGAAAACAGCCCUUUGUAGUUGCAGUACCCAAACUGUUUCAGAUAAAAGCACACAAACACAUUUCCCUUACAUUCCAGCCAAGCAAAGACCUUCAAGUGACUAUAAAAACUGAGCCUUCUGCAAGCAUCCCAAACGUUUUUUGUUUUAAAUCACUGGUUCUCAACUGGUUUUGCUUCAGGAUCCAUAUUUUCGAAAGGACAAUGGUGACCCUACACAGUACCAAAAUUGUAUAUCGCACAAAAGCAAAAUAUCAAAAUGUUGAAAUAUACAGUAUUAAUUGAUAGGCCUAGUAUGCACAGCAUUUGACGUUUACAACAAAAGAUAUGGGAAGCGUUUUCUCUUCCCUUUUUAAACUUUUUUUUUUUUUCAAUUCUAAUUAUGCACCAUUAUAUGGUUGUGUGCAUUUUAUUAUUUGCAUUUAACAUGUUUUUUUUUUCUGCUUUCCAUGACCCUAUCAAAACAGAUCUGCAACCCAUUUUUGGGUCACAACCCACUAGUUGUGAACCAAUAUUUUAUAUGAUUUUGAACUGUGUAAUCUGUAUUUAUGAAAUGUUUGAUUUGAUUCGUUUUAAUGCAUUUCUUGCAUGGAUUAAUCUCGUUUUAGCUGUCAUGGAGUUUACAAAGAACAAUUUAUAGUGUUUCGAUUCAUUAUGAGGCAUUAUGGCAAUAUCAAAAUAAUCUUGUAUCUACACAGAACAUUAACAC
Molecule: messenger RNA, 2397 nt
Organism: Myxocyprinus asiaticus (Chinese sucker)
Lineage: Eukaryota; Metazoa; Chordata; Actinopteri; Cypriniformes; Catostomidae
Product: inhibitory synaptic factor 1-like
Exons: 2
Coding region: 1076-1804 (242 amino acids)
Biological process (GO): inhibitory postsynaptic potential
Cellular component (GO): postsynaptic density
Source: RefSeq, a predicted model, not a curated record